AUGCUGAACUUCGGUUGCUAUCGCUCGAUGAACAAAGACUUCGGCAACACCAGCACACAGAUCGAUGACCCUUGCGAUGACCUCUUUGAUGAAUGGCUGAACCAAGACCCGACCACUAUCAGCGAUACGGCAGAUGGAUCAGACGACUUUUACGAUUUCGAUUUUGCGUUUGAUGAGGAGACGGUCUCGAGUGGAAGCUAUUCUACUGGAAGCAAGACCACCAGCCUGCCUUCUUCCCAACGACUACCUGCAGCUGAUCUCCGUUUUUCACCUCCUCAGCUGACUCCACCCUUGCGAAGCCGCCCUCCUCUCAUCCGAUGCGAGGCGCCGACGGUGAGAAGUGCAAUCUCCAGCAGCGAACUUCUGAAACUGGAAGGGAAACUGUCCCACAAAAAUCGCCAAACGAAGGCUCCACUAAUACCAUCUUCGUCCCCUUCAGCUGUUCCAACGCUCGGAGGAACGCUACGGAGGAAAGCAAAGUUCUGCGCUCCCGCACAAGAACCACAGCGUGGCAGGUCGCAGAAAGUCUUCAAAACUCCUUCAAGCGAGAUGAUGCGUCCUUCCUAUCACUAUCGGCAAGACACGCCGGCGUAUCAUGAAUGGACACGGCGGUUCGAGCAGAUCAGUCUUCAGACGCCGAACAAUACCCCUCAAUUGUCACCUCCACGGAGUAGAGGUAGCUUUCGAGACCAUAGACCCGGCGAUAUUGUGACUUCGAGUCGUAAGUCCACACAACAGCAUCCGAAAGAUGCUAUGAGGGUUUCUGAUGUGAAGUCAGAGGCACCCAAAGAGAAAUCUACCACUCCGCAGACAUCUUUUUAUCAUCCUCUCCCGAACGCUCAUGCCCUUCAAGGCCAAGUGAGCGAUGCUGAAAUGAACUCCAUGCCCUCGACAAGCGGCGACGUCGAAGCUGAAGGCAAAGAACAGGGAAGCGAACGCACGCAUGUGCGACAAUUACGCCACCCAUCAUCAUGGAAUUAUCUGCCGCUAUCUCCUCUUGACCUCGGUUUCUCAGCGGCGUCGCCAAACCAUGUUCAGCCCAGCUGGUUGCACAGGCUUCCAGAAAAUGUCAAUAUAGACUCCUACCAACACAACGCCAGUGCCACGCAGUCAACGCCAGGAAUCGCACAGCCGUCGUCAGACUACAUGCGCCAAGACUUCCUGAUCCAAUACGAACCCUAUGGUCAGUUCGUCAACGAAGACCCGUCGACUGGCUACUCGAUCGUGUCGUCCAACCCGCUACAGUCGCCAGGCGCAGAGGAGAUACCCAUUGCGCUCUACGGACACGAUGACCCCGAUCUAGUUGGGAUGGCUCGCCCUCCAUCCUCCCCAGCUACGCUCCCUAUCAGUCUCCCCACCGCUCCACUCUCCCACCAAAUCUCGCGGCCGGUCAAAAAUGCGCAGCCACAAAAAGACCAAAUCCGUGGGCCAACUGAAGCAACCGAAAUCGUCCAGCACGCUCAAAUCAGCCAAAUCCUUCGGCAACAUCAAGUCUCCAAAAUCGACCGGCUCCAGCUUCGGCAACUUUGUCAACUUCACGGCGCAUGA
Molecule: messenger RNA, 1548 nt
Organism: Letharia columbiana
Lineage: Eukaryota; Fungi; Ascomycota; Lecanoromycetes; Lecanorales; Parmeliaceae
Exons: 1
Coding region: 1-1548 (515 amino acids)
Source: RefSeq, a predicted model, not a curated record